GCGCAAAACAUGGCAGACGCGAAGCCGGCAAUUGUUCAGCUGCCCCGGACUUUCUGAACUUGCGCGCGCCCAAAUGUGCAUAUUUUGACCGCAUAAUUUGUUUGCGUGCUCUUUAUAGGGCACUUAAUCGAGUUUAUUGGUAUGACAUCUAUCAUAAAACUUCACGCCAUUUCGGGCGUUCAGGAUGAAUCGCCGCAGUGCUACCUCUUGCAAGUGGACGAAUUUAAGUUCUUGCUCGACUGCGGUUGGGACGAGUUCUUCAGCUUGCAAGCUGUCAAAGAAAUGAAGAAGCAUGCAAGCCAGGUGGACGCAGUGCUACUUUCUUUUCCCGACUGCGGACAUUUGGGGGCGCUGCCGUACCUGGUGGGACAGUGCGAGCUCAAGUGCCCCAUCUAUGCGACCGUGCCCGUCUACAAGAUGGGCCAGAUGUUCAUGUACGACCUGUUCCAAUCGCGCCACAACAUGGAGGACUUCACUCUCUUCACCCUCGACGAUGUCGACGCAGCCUUCGACAAGAUCAUUCAACUCAAAUAUAGCCAAACAGUCAAUCUCAAAGGCAAGGGCCAAGGCCUAUCCAUCACUCCACUUCCAGCCGGCCACAUGAUCGGGGGUACCGUGUGGCGCAUAGUCAAGGAUGGCGAGGAGGACAUUGUCUACGCCGUGGACUUCAACCACAAGAAGGAGCGGCACCUCAAUGGCUGUGCCCUCGAGACUAUUAGCCGCCCCUCUCUGCUCAUCACAGACUGCUACAAUGCAAACUAUGCACAGGCACGAAGGAGGACGCGCGACGAGCAGCUCAUGACCAACAUUCUCCAGACUCUGCGGAACAGCGGCAACGUGCUCGUGGCUGUUGACACUGCCGGCCGUGUCCUCGAACUGGCCCACAUGCUGGAGCAACUGUGGCGCAACCAGGAUUCUGGCCUGAUGGCCUACUCUCUGGCCCUCCUCAACAAUGUCAGCUACAAUGUGGUUGAGUUUGCCAAGUCACAGGUGGAGUGGAUGAGCGAUAAGGUGAUGCGCUCCUUUGAGGGUGCACGCAACAACCCGUUCCAGUUCCGACACCUCCAACUUUGCCACGGCAUGGCAGAACUCGCCAGGGUGCCCGAGCCAAAGGUUGUGCUCGCCAGCAUGGCUGACAUGGAGUGCGGCUUCUCGCGGGAGCUCUUCAUCCAGUGGUGCAGCAGCCCACGCAACAGUGUGGUGCUCACAAGUCGCUCGGCGCCCGGCACGCUGGCACGGCAACUCAUCGAGAACCCACACCAGCAGUCACUCACUAUCACGGUCAAGAAGCGCGUUCGCUUAGAAGGCUCAGAACUCGAAGAAUACAUGCGCAAGGAGAAAGAGCUUGCCGCUGCACGACACAAAGCCGAACGCGACACGGAACUGGAUGCUUCUGACUCGAGUGAGGAAAGUGAGGACGACAUGGACAUUGACGAAAAGAAGCCACAGCCAGAGCCAAAAGGAGAGGCAAAAUCCAAAAGCAUGGGCUUCUUCAAACAAGCCAAAAAGUCGUACCUCAUGUUUCCUGUGAAAGAAGAGAAGGUCAAGUGGGACGACUACGGAGAAAUAAUACGGCCCGAAGACUUUGUGGUCGUCGACAAAACGGCACAGGAGGAAGAAACCGAUGAAACCAAGGCCGAGGACGACGACCUCAUGCAAGACGUCACCGAGGUUCCAACCAAGUGCCUGGAGAGCUCUCUGCAGUUGGACGUGAAUGCAUCACUGCAGUUUAUCGACUUUGAAGGCCGCUCGGACGGAGAGUCUGUGCGGAAGAUUGUGCAGAUGAUGAAACCACAGCGGGUAAUCCUCGUGCGCGGUAGUCCCGAGGCUACCCAGGCCAUGGCUGCGUUCUGCCGGUCGUCGGGCUCUGUCCAAGGUCGCGUCUUCACCCCGCGGAUAGGCGAGGUGGUCGACGCAACAACGGAGUCGCACAUCUACCAGGUGAAGUUGCGUGACUCACUCGUGAGUUCCCUGCAGUUCUCACGGGCCAAGAAUGCCGAGCUGGCAUGGCUCGACGGAGAGAUCGCAACGGAGGAGCAUCUGGCCCCCGACGGGACUCGUGACGAAAGCAUCGAUGAAGAUGAGAGUAGAGAGAGCAUGUACAUACUUCAACCAUUGCCACCCAGUCAGGUACCGGGACACGCGACCAUUUUUGUUAAUGAACUCAAACUCUCAGAUUUCAAGCAAGUGCUUCUUCGCAACGGAGUCCAAGCCGAGUUCUCCGGUGGGGUUCUGUACUGCAACGGCAUUGUGGCAGUGCGAAGGAACGAAGCCGGCCGAAUCAACAUCGAAGGUUGCCUGUGUGAAGACUACUUCAAAGUGCGCGAAAUCCUAUACCAGCAGUAUGCCAUCAUCUAGAAAUAAACAUGUUUUUAGAAAUGUA
Messenger RNA from Rhipicephalus sanguineus (brown dog tick), 2383 nucleotides. RefSeq names its product cleavage and polyadenylation specificity factor subunit 2 (gene CPSF2). Gene Ontology annotation, cellular component: mRNA cleavage and polyadenylation specificity factor complex. Gene Ontology annotation, molecular function: RNA binding. NCBI's taxonomy places the organism in Eukaryota, Metazoa, Arthropoda, Arachnida, Ixodida, Ixodidae. The transcript is spliced from 16 exons. Gene Ontology annotation, biological process: mRNA 3'-end processing by stem-loop binding and cleavage. The coding region runs from base 142 to 2358 and encodes 738 amino acids. The record is from RefSeq and is a predicted model, not a curated record.